GCUUUUGCUAGUCCUCGAAAGGGUCUGGAAGAUAUUCCCGUCGUCAUCAAUCCUCAAGGUAUCGAGGAAAAGACAAGGAGGACUCUUCUUCAGCGCUCUUGCGCUCUAGUCCUGCUAUUCUUCCACUUCGCUCGCAGCCAAUGUUCAAAGCUGCUGGACGUUUCCAGAAAGCCAUCAUGACCGACAGCAAGAUCGUCGAAGGCGUCUUCGCCAUCAAUAAACCCCCAUCUAUUAGCUCAGCGCAAGUUCUCCGCGACUUGCAAACACAUUUCAACCCUUCCAAAUUAUUUGCGCCCUGGCUCUCCGCUGAACGAAAGCGUCUCGAAUCCGAAUAUGCGCGGCAAGGGCGAAGAAAGCGGGGCAAGGCGAAGCACUUGAAUGUCAAAAUGGGUCACGGAGGCACACUUGAUCCAAUGGCUACAGGAGUGCUUAUUACGGGAGUGGGCAAAGGCACAAAGGAACUUCAGAAAUUCCUCGAAUGCACAAAAGUGUACGAGACAGUCGUGUUAUUCGGUGUUGCGACAGAUACAUAUGAUCGGUUGGGCAAAGUCCUCAGACAAGCGCCCUUUGAACACGUUACGCGGGAGAAGGUCGAAGAAGCGUUGAAGCAGUUCCGAGGAAAUAUAAUGCAGCGGCCGCCAAUCUUCUCUGCACUACAUAUUGAUGGAAAGAGAUUAUACGAGUACGCGCGCGAAGGCAAACCGCUCCCAAGAGAAAUUGAAAAAAGACCUGUUUCGGUUCCGGAGCUGGAGAUUGUGGAGUGGUACGAGCCUGGCACGCACCAGUAUCAAUGGCCGACAGAGCAAGCAGAGAAGGAGUCAAAAGACGCAGCGGAGCAGGUCCUCCACUUGAGUGAGGUUGCACCGGUUGAGCCAGCCGCUGUGCCUAAUUCAGACCAAUCUUUGCCAGAACCAUCAGCUCCAGCAGCAGCAUCUGACGACGCUGGAUCAAAGCGCAAACGCAGUCCUGAGGCUCAGGCCGAAUCUGACGCUGAUGCCACGACAGCCAACCCCGAGCCUCUUCUAAAGCGACAAAAAGCAAGUGCUGAAGGAGGUACCAUGUCCGGUGCUCUCCCAACUGCAUCCGAAACCGGCGAGACAUCUGCACAGGCGGAAACCGCACCCCCUCAAACAGCCACCAGACCUCCGGCAGUUAAGCUUCGAAUGACAGUAACAUCGGGGUUUUAUGUCCGCUCAUUGUGCCACGAUUUGGGAGAAGCGGUAGGUUCUCUUGCGAUCAUGAGCGAACUAAUUCGUAGUCGACAAGGUGGAUUUACAGUGGGGCAAAAUGUCUUGGAGUAUGAUGAUUUGGCCAAAGGAGAAGAUGUGUGGGGGCCGCAAGUGGAAAGGAUGUUGGAUGAGUGGAAUGAUAAGGACAAGAACGGUGAUGGCGAAAAGAGCAAGGAGAGUCAGACUCAAGCUCCGAAAUCGAGGGAAAACCAAACUCAGGGACAAACCCAGGCGGAGUCUCCAAAGUCACCAAAAUCGAUGCAAAACAAAUCGCAAUCGCCGCCUGUACCGAGCAAUGCAGCAGAAAAGACAGAACAAUCUGAUGCUGUAGCAUAGAUGAAGACACAUUAAAAGAGAGCAGUAGACAUGUUUCGUAAAUUCGUAUAAUAUCCAAAAGAUAUGAACAAAAAGCUUAGACUUGGUUCGUAUCAUCCUAUGAUCUGCU
Molecule: messenger RNA, 1674 nt
Organism: Xylona heveae TC161
Lineage: Eukaryota; Fungi; Ascomycota; Xylonomycetes; Xylonales; Xylonaceae
Product: pseudouridine synthase
Exons: 2
Coding region: 141-1565 (474 amino acids)
Biological process (GO): tRNA modification; mRNA pseudouridine synthesis
Cellular component (GO): mitochondrion
Molecular function (GO): RNA binding; pseudouridine synthase activity
Source: RefSeq, a predicted model, not a curated record